CUCCUCCUCCUCCUCCUCCUCCUUUCCCCUACGCCGCGAGAGAGAGAGAGAGAGAGAGACGUCAGGCCGGACUGGAGAUUAGCAGGCGCUUUAAGUGGAUUAGAAAGCAGCAGAGCCAGAGAGAGAAGCGGGCGUAGAGCGAGUGGAGCCGGCGCUGCCUUCCCCUCUGCCGCGAGCGAAGCCUCGCCACCAGGCGCUCUCUUCCUUGCUGCGCUGAAGAGCCUCGCCGCGCCGCCAUGCCCCAGACAGUGGCUUUGAAUGGCCCUUCGCCUUGGGGGUUCCGGCUCGUGGGAGGCAAGGACUUCAGCACUCCCUUGACGAUCUCUCGGAUUAAUCCUGGAAGUAAAGCUGCAAUUGCCAACCUGUGCCCAGGCGAUGUCAUUAUCUCGAUUAAUGGUGAGAGCACAGAAAACAUGACACAUCUAGAAGCACAAAACAAGAUCAAAGCUUGUCUGGAUCAACUCACACUGUCUGUGAACAGGGCCGAAAGCAAGGCUUGGUCCCCUAGUAUUUUAGAAGAUGGAAAAGCACAAGCUUACCGAGUCAAUGUAGAACCAGAACCACAGGACAACGGGCCUGUUCCGAACAGAAGACCAGCAACCUUCUCACCUGAGGGAAGUCCAACAGACAGCAAACAGAUACCAAACUUGCAGUACAAUAACGCUACACGACUGCAUACAAACAACAAUACAGAUUCCAGUUUACCAUCACAAAUGAGCAGCCUCCAUAUCACAUCUCCCCAGAGUGCUGACCCUUUGAGGUCCCUGCCAAGAAACAGAAAUGGAAUCGACAUGGACUCGGAUGUGUACAAAAUGCUGCAGGAUUACGAAAGACCAGUUUCAGAACCUAAGCAGUCAGGAUCCUUUCGAUAUCUGCAGGGCAUGCUGGAAGCUGGAGAGAAUGGUGAAAAACAUGACAGACUGGUUAGUCCUAGACAUGUUAAAUCUCCAGUAUCUAAACUGGGUGGAGCCAUGUCUGGCUUACAGAUGCUCCCUGAGUGCACCAGAUGUGGCAAUGGAAUUGUUGGUACCAUAGUGAAAGCCCGUGACAAGCUCUACCAUCCAGAAUGUUUCAUGUGCAAUGACUGUGGCCUCAACCUGAAGCAAAGAGGAUACUUCUUCAUUGAGGAGCAGCUGUACUGUGAAACACAUGCCAAGGAAAGAGUUAAGCCCCCAGAAGGCUAUGACGUGGUAGCUGUUUAUCCCAAUGCUAAAGUUGAACUUGUCUAAAUAGAUACUCUUGUUUCCCGAAGAGGUCAGAAGGUGGAACACCCACCAGCAGUCACAGUCUCUGUUUUAACGUAUGGCUGUAAUCAAGUCCGAUUACUCGAGUCUCUGUAAGAUGCCUUUUCAGCGAUAAAGUGGUUUACACUUGGGAUCUCAAGGGGAUAGUGCUGAAAGCCUCUGAGAAGGGGUUUCCCCCCCUCCUUUUGACACUUUGCUUUUGAGUUGCUGUGUUUGUCUUCUUUUUUUAAACUGCAAAUAGUUUCUGUCAUAGCCCAGUCCCAAUAUCUGUGUACAUAUGGAGGCUUUUAAAACUGUUUCAUAUACAACCAGUAUUCUCUUGUUCUUUCUCAUUUUAUAUAUAAAGUUGACUGUUUAAAAGUUCAAAGGAAAUAAGGCACUUUAAGAAAUGAAAAUGGCAUUUUAAAACACUGCAUUAAAUUUACUGUUGUCCUAUUGUCAGCAACAUAGGUAAGCCAUAAAUAUUGCUUUGUGACUGACAGGGUGAUAGAAAAUUAAAGUCACAUGUAAUAAAAAAUAAAUAUACCGUGAACCUGGAAGUGAGCAGAUAAAUGACCUUCUAAGUACAAAAGUAAAACAUUUGAGAAAAUUGUUGUUUUCACAAUGUGUUUUAUUCUCUGUUAUAUUUCUGUAGAGUACUUUGGAAAAUAAUGCCCUGCUUGCCAUUCCACACACUUCCUUGUGUUUUCCACCCUGUGCUGAAGCAUGUCAGCAUCAGCCAGCAGGGUCCACUGGGGUGUGUUCAACAACAUAGCCCUCUUUGCUAUCUUAAAGAAAAUAUUCUUGGAACCCCAAAGGAUGGUCCCAAGUUGGCUGACCGUAGUGAGGGAUUGUAGAUGUUACAGAACCAGUUACUUGCCUCAGGCCAUGUAACACAUCUCCUUGUAUUAAGAUCAAGAUAAGUCUCCAGUGCAAUCUCCAUGACUGCACCUUAGGACAAGCUUGACCUUAAUACAGGCGGCCCUCGUUAUUCGUGGGGGUUCAUUCUUGCCUAUGGGCGCAAAUAUGGAAAAUGUGAAUAAUGAAACCUUGAGUCAAUGGGGAUUGCGGUUAGGUUCCUAACAAAAAAAGCGGGGCUAAAAAAAGGGGGGGGGGAGGAAAUAAGAGAAAUAAAGUACUGUGCCUAGCUCUCCAGCAAUGAUUCACCAAACCCCAGGUUCCUUUGAUUUUCCAUGAAAAAUUGCAGGAAUUAUUUUAAAAAGAGCCACAAAAUGGCUCUGCACUGUGAAAUGGUGGCUGUAAAUGACAUCAGAAGUUCCGCAGAUAGGUGAAUUUUAGCCUAUUUUUAUACAGCAGAAAAUGAAACCAGGUCUCUCAGACCCGUCGCCAGAUACACAAAACCAUGGUUGUUGAAACUGCGGAUAACAAAGGCCGCCUGUAUAAUUAUGUAAACCACUAACAUGUCCAGGGUAUGUACUUAUAGCAAAGAAUGAGGUAUAUCAUAGAGUCUUUACACUGUAUAUAUGUAGUUCUCUUUCUUAAAGAGUUAUCAUGAUCUCUCUUCUGACAUUCUCCAGUAUUGCAUUUUCCAGGAACCUACAUUUCAUUUUUGUUUAAUUUUACUUUUAACAAAGGGUUUUACAUUCCUAAACACAUAUCACUUAAAACUCCUUACAGAUACAGUGAAGUUGGCUUAGAGAAUUCAGCACUAUAUACAGAGCAUCUAAAUUUAGCCUAGAAUGAAAAGAAGAACUCCUCCCUGAUAAUUUUUGACUAUGGUAUCAGACUUCUAAAUUCUAUUAACAUUUUAGGUUUUCCCAGGCAAUCAUUUCAUAGCACAACUGCACAUUCAUUAUUCAUAUUUUGCAUUGAAAUUGAUAUUAUGAACAAGAAUUGUUUUGUUGUUUUAAGGGAAGUUGUGCCAUCACCAAUCCUAAUUAGUUACGGAGCAAGCAAGGAACACUGUAGUUUGAGAUCAAAAGAAUGUGACUGAGUCAUAAAAUGGAUAUGACUAAGGAGAGACACUGUAGUUCAACAGUACAGAAUUUAUGUUUGUGUGCAGAAGAUCCCCGGUUCAAUCCCUGGUACCUCCCUGGAGGGCUGGGAAACACCCCUCUCUGAAACCCUGGAGAAAUGCUACCAAUCAGCAUAGACGACAAUGAUCUAAAUAGACCAAGGGUCUAACUCAGUAUUAGACAGCUUCAGCUGUUUGUAGACCGUAGAAAGUCAAAAUAAUGGAGCAAGUCACAUGAUCAUCCUGGGUGGGCUGGGAGGGAACUGGGAGAAGGAAGAACUUAACGACCAAACCAUCCAGUGUCAACAUGCCUCCCACAAGCCCACACGGACAGGCCUGCUCCAUGCAGCUCCAUGAAGCAUGGAGCAGGGCAGAGGGAUCUGGGGCCAGAACUUAUUGUUCCAGCCUCCAGGCAUCCUUCAAUGCAACAUGCAGCACACACAUUGCAUUGGGGGUUCCCCCAUGAGACGGGCACUCUAUGCACCCGUCUCUGUGACUCCCCAGGCUGCGUGCCACCCAAGGAAUCACACAAUACCCGGUAGCCAAGGUAAGGGUGCAAGAGCACCCUUAACCUCAGCUAAAGGCCAGGUUUGCUAAGGAGAUUCGGCGGGAGGGGAGGGGAGGGAUCCUCGAGAAUCCUGCCACUUCUCACAACUAGCUUAACUCUGCUUGGGGCAGCCCAGCGGGGUUAGGCUGGUCAUGAGAACAUGGGGUUAGGCUGGUCAUGAGAACAGUCUCAAUAUCUAAAUUCAGGUAUUAGCACACUCAGAAACAGAAAUUUCUCUGGACAGUCAAGCUCAAUCCUAAAUGUAAAGAGGAAACAACUGUAUAUAUUUAAACUUUCAGACCUCAGCUGCAUCUUGGGAAAGCUGCAACAGCUUGGUUUUUGCAGCAAGAGUGGGCUACAUCCAUUGGUCACUACCACCCACUCCUUGUAGUGGUCCAAUACUAUGUAGAUAGUUUUGUUGGUUUAUAUCGUAAAUAUGCUAUAUUGAUUUGUAUUGAAUUAUUGAUUUGUGUUGAAUUGAAUUGAAUAAAUGUAAAAAUAAAAAAUAAAUCCAUUGGUCACUACCCAAGAUGAAAUGUGGCCACUGUCUGAGAGCAGUGGGCCAUUAGCAUGUUUAGCAUAGGGUUGGCAUACAACUAUCAUGAUGUGGUUAUAUUGUAAUACACACUAGUCAGCUGGAAUACAAAAAAUUCUCAUCAAGCUGGGUGUCAGGGAUCUGGUAGAACUUCAUAAGGAGGGAGAGGCUUUUUCCAAAUCACAACUGCAUGAGAGAUUUUAUCUGGACUAAUGAAGAAUGCCCCCUGCUUCUUUUUUAAAGAAACUGGGUGUAGUGGGAUAGUAGAGUUCAUUGUUUCACCAUCUCAGAAUUUAUAAUAGAGAACAAUCAAUUAUACACAUCAUGAGAAAAAACAAAACAGACAACCAUCAUUCAGUCAGGUUUCGCUGAUAAGUGGCCUGCUGGGUACAUAAAGCAGGGUACAAAUUUAAGAAUCGAUAAUAAUAAACAGAAAAGAACUCUUUGUAAACUGAUACGGUGGUUUCAUUCAUUUCCGCUUGUAUAAACAUUCAUUUAUCUCUUUA
Molecule: messenger RNA, 4786 nt
Organism: Hemicordylus capensis (graceful crag lizard)
Lineage: Eukaryota; Metazoa; Chordata; Lepidosauria; Squamata; Cordylidae
Gene: PDLIM4
Product: PDZ and LIM domain 4
Exons: 7
Coding region: 237-1229 (330 amino acids)
Biological process (GO): muscle structure development; actin cytoskeleton organization; heart development
Cellular component (GO): filamentous actin; Z disc; adherens junction
Molecular function (GO): muscle alpha-actinin binding; actin binding
Source: RefSeq, a predicted model, not a curated record